Molecule: messenger RNA, 2272 nt
Organism: Anolis carolinensis (green anole)
Lineage: Eukaryota; Metazoa; Chordata; Lepidosauria; Squamata; Anolidae
Product: leucine-rich repeat-containing protein 3
Exons: 1
Coding region: 9-830 (273 amino acids)
Cellular component (GO): voltage-gated potassium channel complex
Molecular function (GO): voltage-gated potassium channel activity; transmembrane transporter binding; potassium channel activator activity
Source: RefSeq, a predicted model, not a curated record
GCUCUUGGAUGACUCUCUCACCCUCUCUUCUGACCUUCCCAACAGAAGAGAAGAGCUAUGCAGAGAUGCCAGCUUUGUCCACCCUUCUGCUCCUGAUCCUUGCUUUUCAAGGCACUCUUCCAUGCCCCGAAAGCUGCGACUGUCCACCAGAGAGUGGCAUGGUGUGGUGCAACCGAAGGGACCUGGUGAUGAUCCCCUUUGACAUCCCUAGUGACACCCGUGUCCUUUAUCUUAACUCAAACUGGAUCACCCAUAUACCAAAUGGAGCCUUCCAUGGCCUAAAACAGCUCCGCGAACUUCACCUCGCAGACAAUCUCAUCCAGAGCAUUGCUCCAGCAGCCUUUCGGGGUCUAAGUGGGGGACUCAGGCUGCUGGACCUUUCAGGCAACCAGUUGCAGAGGAUGGAGGUGACUCCCUUCAUCAUGCUGUCGUGGGUUCGGCUGGAGCUCUAUGACAACCCCUGGCACUGUGACUGCCCCUUGCAGGAACUGAUGAGGUCUCUUCCCUUGGACCCUGAAACAGUGGAGGACAUUGUGUGUGCCACUGCCACUUGGGAGGAGUACGCAGGCCAGACCUUGGCCCAUCUGCUCAACUCGGGUGUCAACUUCUGUCUGAGCCAGCAGAGAAACACCGACUUGGCUAUGCUGCUGACUAUGUUCUGUUGGUUCACUGUAGUGAUCUCUUAUGUCAUCUAUUAUGUCCGACGCAACCAAGCCGAGACACGGCGUCACUUGGAAUAUCUAAAGUCCCUGCCCCUGCCUAGCAAGCAGUCAAGCCCUGAGGAGGAGGAGGAGGAAGAGGAAGACGACACUCUCAGUACCAUCCUCUGAGGACUGGACUUAUGUAAGGUGGAGCUACACAACAAAUAUACAUUUGAGGUGGGAAUUGCAUGAUAAAUAUAAACUAUUUCAAACUUUAUAAACACCUUUUAAAUUGUUUUGGAAACAAAAGGUUUAGGGCAGACAGUUCCACUGCCAAACAGUUCUCACAGUGAGAGCUGUUUGGCAGUGGAACUCUCUUUCCCGGACAGUGGUGGAGGAUCCUUCUUUGGAGGCUUUUAAGCAGAGGCUGGAUGGCCACCUGUGGGGAGUGCUCUGAAUGAGAUUUUCCUGCUUCUUGCAGGGGGUUCGACUGGAUGGCCUGUGAGGUCUCUUCCAACUCUACGAUUCUAUGAUUCUGCCCUCCGUGUCAAAGAUCAUCCACAGAUGAUCUCAGCAACAGUCUCAAGACCCAUUUAAACUCAAGAACUUUGUCUAGCUUGGAGUGGGAUCAUGUGGCCCUUCAGAGUAGGAAUCAUGCAACUCUCCAUAAUGCUCCUCACUAUUGGUCAUUGCUGGCUAUGGAUGUUGGGAGUUGCUAGAGAGCUGCAUGAUGCCUACUCCUGGUCUCCAUUUUGUAAAAUAUGGGGGCGACCUUGGUGGUGAUAACAAUCCCUGCCUAUUAUUGCUUGAAUAUACUGUGGGGAUAAUAAAUACAACACAGAACAACAAUUCCCAGCAUUCCUAGUCCAGAACCAACUCUUAAUGUAUUCACCCCAAGCUCUAAUGCUGCCUAAUGAUGCCCUGUCCAUGGGGCAAUGAAUCUACUCAAGUCUGAAGUUCAAAUGAGCUCUUCAAAGUGCUGAAUGUAUUCUAGGAAUGGGUCUCAGCACUUUAGAUUGCUACUUUAAAGUUCAUGCUAAACCCCUGGACAGAUUCAUUGUUCUACUGACUAGGAAUCCAUCAGUCUCCACAGACCAAGUCCUUCAUGGUUUAGCCCAAUAUAACCCUGUGGCAGAACACCCUUAUUAUAUGUUCAACUACGGUUCUUAUCAUCACAGCCAACUACUGGCUAGGCUGAUUGCAGAUGACGAGAGUCAUUGUCCAAUGCAUUGAGAGCGGCACCAGAUUAAGGAAUGCUGCCAAAUGCCAGUCCUCCACUAUAGACACUCCAUCUUUUCAUCACACCAUUUUUUUCAGUUAAUUCGAUUUUUCCUACAGCUGUAUUGAGAAGGUUCAACACAUAUUACAUAGAAAGAUAUAAUCAGUUUAAUAUAAAUUAAAGCAAGAAAAAAAGUAAAACAACAAACAAUAACAAGAGUAGUUUAUCUAACAAAAGUAAGUUUGACUAACUUUUCUCUCUACUGAAAUUCCAAGGUAUUUUAUAAACAACAUGUUGAGUUAGCCUGGGCUGGGACCAGUGAUCAAACACUUGAUUUGUCGAUUUUCUACUUUUGCCUCUUGUUUAUUGUCUGGAAUUUUGCAAAAUAAACCAAGUAUUUUGUUGCCUUCCA